GUCUCUAUUGAUAGUCCGGAGCUGGUGGACAAGCAGAGCUCCCAGGCGGAAAGGAGACCGUCCGUCUGCCGGGCUUUACCCGACUGGUUGAUAGAUGAAUGGAUGCAGAAGCAGCAGCGAUUACUGGAGUAUUUGUGUUCUGCCUACGCGCCUCAGGACUCGGAGAAGGCCGUCUGCUACUACCCGUCCGUCUGGUUGUCGAUUGGGUUGGUCUCUUUUGUCCUUGGAGCCGCCUACGUGGCCUCCUUCGUCCUGGAGCACUGGGACCAUUUCUCCGGCCGAGGCUUCCCAGAGGGGCGGACUUGUCUGCAUGAAGAAUCCGGAGCAGGUGGACGAGCCCAGGCUGCCGGACGAGCAGAGCUCCCAGGCCGAGAGGCGAACGUCCGUCAGCCGGACCUGGCCCGACUGGUUGAUGGAUGA
This is a messenger RNA of Protopolystoma xenopodis, 420 nucleotides long. The record is from the annotation of a GenBank genome assembly. Lineage: Eukaryota; Metazoa; Platyhelminthes; Monogenea; Polystomatidea; Polystomatidae.